AUGUCUUUUUCAAAUAGUACUAUUUAUAAUUCUAUAAUACCAGGACAAAGUUACAUUGAAUCUUUUUGUGGAGAACAAUUAUGGGAUCCUAACUUUUUUAAAUAUCAAUAUAUUCCAUCUGUUACACAAUGUAUGUCACAUACAAUUUUAGUAUGGAUUCCAACAAUUAUGGUAUAUUUUUUUGCUCCACUUAUAAUUUAUCAAACAUCUUUGAGAAGAAAAGAUGAAUUACCUUGGACACAGUUGUUGUCGGCAAAAUUUACUAUUACAAUUGUAUUAAUGAUAGAUACAUUUUUUAUAUUUAUUUAUAAUCUUUAUGAUGUUGCAGUAUCAAAUAAGGUGAAUCUUGUUGAUAUAGUUUAUCCGUUAAUGUUAAGUAGUUCAAUGUUUUUAAUGAUUCUUUUUUUAUAUGCUUGUCAAAAAUAUGGAAGAAUUACCUCUGGUCCAAUACAUAUGUUAUGGGGAAUAUUUGCCAUUUGUGGAAUUCCUGAAUUAUAUUAUUGGUUAACAUUUAAUAUUUCCACUUUACAUCCAAUGCCUUUUUAUAUGGUACCAAGGUAUAUUUCAUAUAUUAUUUGGUAUAUUGGUGUAGCAUCACAGGUUGUCUUAUUUUCUUUUGCUGAUACACCAGGUUCAUAUGAAAAAAUAUCAUAUGAAAAUGAUGAAAAUAUAUCACCUGAAACUUUUUCAAGUUUUUUAAAUAGACAAACAUUAUGGUGGUUUAAUUCAUUAUGUGCUAUAGGAAAAUCUAAACCAUUAGAAUUAAAUGAUCUUUAUAAUUUAAAUAAAAAUGAUCAAUCAGAGACAUUAGUUCCUAUAUGGGAAAAAUUAUGGAAUAAGGCAAUGAAGAAGUAUUACAAAAAUGUGGAAAAAGAAAAAAAAAUGAGAAAGAAAAAACAGAUGUCAAGGAGUGAGAUAUUUUCAAAUAGUUGUGGUAUGUCAUUUGAUCAUGAAGGGGAUACUGAACCAUUAUUAGGAAAUGACUCAAUGAAUACAAGUUCUAAUGAAAUGAAUACAUCAAGUAGAUUAGAUUAUUCCUCAACAUCAACAAGUAACAAUAGAAAUACAAGUUUUGGAUCAACAGAAACACAAUAUUUAGAUGAUACCCCAACUACUGUUAAACCACCUUCAAUACUUAAAAGAAUUUUCAUAAUGUUUAGAUAUGACAUUAUAAUUGCAAUGUCUUGUAAAUUAAUAGCAGACAUCUUACAAUUUGCUAAUCCUCAACUUUUAAAAAAAUUAAUUGCUUUUAUUAAAACACCUGAAGCACCAUUAUGGUAUGGUUUCUUGUUAGCACUAGGAAUGUUUUUAGCAUCCGAAUUUAGUAGUUUAUUUUUAAAUUAUUAUUAUUAUCAGGCAUAUCGACUUGGUACCCGAAUUCAAACUAUAUUAACGGCAGCCGUCUACAAAAAAACAUUAAAAUUAUCAAAUACAGCUAGAAAAAAUAAGACAGUUGGAGAGAUUGUUAAUUUAAUGGCUAUUGAUGUUGAUCGUUUUCAACAUAUUACUCCACAAACUCAUCAAUAUAUCAGUACACCAUUUCAGAUGGUAUUAGCAAUGAUAUUUUUAUAUCAAUUAAUGGGAAUAAGUGUAAUAAGUGGAAUACUUAUUAUGUUAUUAUUAUUUCCAAUAAAUUUUGUUUUUAGUAUUGUUAUUAGAAAAUAUCAAACAAAACAAAUGAAUUUAAAAGAUGAAAGAGUUAAAAUGGUAAAUGAAGUUUUAAAUGGUAUUAAAGUUAUAAAAUUAUAUGGAUGGGAAAUUGCUAUGGAAGAUGUCAUAAGAAAAUUAAGAAAUAAAGAACUUGUAUAUAUUAAAAAAGCUUCAUUUUUAAGAACAACAAGUGAUAUGAUAAAUCAAGCUGGACCAUUUUUAGUUGCUUUAUCCACUUUUGCUACAUAUACUUUUAUUGAUAAAAAAAACGUUCUUACUCCUGAGAUUGCAUUUGUAUCUUUGACAUUAUUUAAUCAAUUAAGAAGUCCAAUGUCUACGAUAGCUGAAUUAAUAUCAACAACUGUUCAAGUGAUGGUUUCUAAUAAACGUUUAAAAGAAUUUCUUGUUUCAGAAGAAAUAAAUUCAAAAAUUCAAAGAGAUUUCAAAAAUGGAAUUGUAAAUGAUUUGGCAAUUUAUGUUAAAAAUGCAACAUUUAAAUGGGAAAAAAAUUCUAUAAAUGAUAAGGAAAGUAAUACUUUUAGUUUAAAAAAUUUUAAUUUAAAAGCAGAGAAAGGAUCUUUUGUAGCUGUUGUUGGAAAAGUUGGUAAUGGAAAAUCAUCACUACUUCAAUCAUUGUUAGGUGAAAUGGAAUUAAUUGGAGGAAAAGUUAAAAUUGAUGGACAGGUGGCAUACCUUCCUCAACAACCAUGGAUGCAAAAUAACACCGUUCGUGGAAACAUUACAUUUGGAUCAAAAUAUGAUGAAUAUUUUUAUGAACGUGUACUUACAGCAACAUGCCUUCUUGAUGAUUUAAGUAGUUUUGUUAAUUAUGAUUUAACUGAAAUUGGUGAGAAGGGAAUUAAUUUGUCGGGAGGACAAAAAGCCAGAAUUAGUUUGGCUCGUGCUGUAUAUCAAAAUUUUGAUAUUUAUCUUUUAGAUGAUCCACUUUCAGCAGUUGAUGCUCAUGUUGGAGCAAAAAUAUUUAAUGAUGUAAUUGGACCUGAGGGAUUAUUAAGAAAUAAAACUAGAAUUUUAGUUACAAAUGAAUUAAGUUAUAUGAGUUAUGCAGAUCAAAUAUUAGUUAUUGAAAAUGGAGAAAUUGUUUUACAAGGUACAUAUGAUGAAUUAGUUAAUAGGGAAGAAUUCCAAAAAUUAUUAAAAGAAUGUGAAACAGAAAAAAAUAUUACUGAAGAUGAUACAGAUGAGGUUGAUAGUUUUGAUGAAUUUGAUGAUAAAUAUUCAGAUUCAGAUUCUGAUAAUAUUGAUGAUGAUACUCAGGUUGAAUCAUUCUUUGGAACGUCUCAUAUGUCAACAGUAUCUGCCAUCUAUACACAAAGAAAAAUAUCUAUGACAGUUCCAAAACAAAAAAAGAGAAAAAUAUCUAUUGCAUCAAAAUCACAGGUAUCUACAGAAAAUGGUUUUAAUGUUAAACCAGCAAGUGGUUAUGAAAAAACAGAGACAGGAAAAGUUAAAUUUAGUGUAUAUAUGCAAUAUUUUAAUUCAAUGGGAUACAUUUUGUCAUUUUUUUUUAUUGCUGGAAUGACAUUAUCAACAAUAGCAUCUAUAUUUAGAAGUCUUUGGUUAACUGAUUGGUCUAAUGAUAAUGCUAAAUCAACAUCAUCAAAUACAACUGAUCCAAUAACACCAAUUCAUACAAGAUUAGGAAUAUAUGCAAUAAUAGGAUUUAGUGAAAUUUUUCUUAUGUUUAUAGGAUUAAGUUCAAUUUUACUUGGAGGAAUUGCAGCAUCAAGAAAUCUUCAUUCACCAUUACUACAUGCCAUCUUCCGUGCACCAAUGUCAUUUUUUGAUGUUACACCAUUUGGAAGAAUUAUAAAUCGUCUUAACAAAGACAUUGAAACUGUAGACUUUUUACUUCCAUUUAAUGUUCAAUUUUUUCUUAGUUGUGUUUUACAAGUUUUAUCUACUAUAGCAGUUAUAAUAUUAUCAACACCAAGUUUUACAUUUGUAGCAAUUCCAUUAGCUCUUAUGUAUUUUUAUGUUUUAAAAUAUUAUAUAGGUACAUCAAGACAAUUAAAAAGACUUGAAUCUAUUACAAGAUCACCAAUAUAUUCACAUUUAUCUGAAUCAAUACAAGGAGCAUUUACAAUUAGAUCAUAUAGAUUGGUAAAUAAAUUUUGUAAAUUAUCAGAACAAAAAGUAGAUACACAUGUUCGUUGUAGAUAUCUUAAUUAUGUUGCAAAUAGAUGGUUAACAGUUCGUUUAGAAUUUAUUGGAAAUUGUAUUGUUCUUUUUGCAGCAUUAUUAGGUGUAUUAAUGAAAUCAAGUGUCUCUCCAGGUAUAAUUGGUUUAUCAGUAUCAUAUUCACUUAAUAUUACAUUUUGUUUAAAUUUUGCCGUUAGACAAAUUUCAAAAUUAGAAACUAAUAUAGUUUCUGUAGAAAGAAUUAAAGAAUAUAGUGAAACAAAACAAGAAGCACCAUGGAGAUCAACUAAAGAAAGGCAACCAAUGUCAAAUUGGCCACAGGAAGGAAAUAUAGAAUUUUCAAAUUAUUCAACACGUUACAGACCUGGUCUUGAAUUAGUUGUUAGAAAUAUUAAUGCAAAAAUUAAGCCACAUGAAAGAAUUGGUAUUGUUGGAAGGACUGGUGCUGGUAAAAGUUCAAUAACUUUAGCAUUAUUUAGAAUAAUUGAACCUACUGAGGGAACAAUUUAUAUUGAUGGUGUUGAUAUUUCAAAAAUAGGUCUUCAUGAUUUAAGACAUGCUUUAACAAUUAUUCCCCAAGAUCCUGUAUUAUUUUCUGGUACACUUCGUUUUAAUUUAGAUCCUUUCAAUAAUUAUACAGAUGAUGCCAUUUGGAAUGCAUUAGAAAAAGCUCAUUUAAAAAAUUUUGCCUUAUCAAAUAGUGAGGGACUUGAUUUUGUGGUAUCAGAAAGAGCUGGUAAUAUAAGUUUGGGUACCUGUCAACUUAUAUGUCUUGCACGUGCUAUUUUAAGAAAAACAAAAAUUCUUAUACUUGAUGAAGCCACUGCAUCAGUUGAUAUGUAUACUGAUGCCCUUAUUCAACAAACAAUAGCAGAAGAAUUUGCUAAUGCUAAUGUGAUUGUAAUUGCUCAUAGACUUAGUACAAUUAUAGAUUAUGAUAGGAUUAUUGUUCUUGAUUUUGGGCAAAUUGUUGAAUUUGAUACUCCGGCAAAUUUGCUUGCAAAUAAAAGAUCACUAUUUUAUUCAAUGGUUAAAAGUCAUGAAGAUGGUUUAACUGGAGGAAGUAAAAGAAGAUCUACCAAUAAAUAG
Strongyloides ratti is the source of this 4902-nucleotide messenger RNA. RefSeq names its product ATP-binding cassette sub-family C member 8. Gene Ontology annotation, biological process: transmembrane transport. Lineage: Eukaryota; Metazoa; Nematoda; Chromadorea; Rhabditida; Strongyloididae. Gene Ontology annotation, molecular function: ATP binding; ATP hydrolysis activity; ABC-type transporter activity. The transcript is spliced from 3 exons. Bases 1 to 4902 code for a protein of 1633 amino acids. The record is from RefSeq and is a predicted model, not a curated record. Gene Ontology annotation, cellular component: membrane.